Coturnix japonica (Japanese quail) is the source of this 8349-nucleotide messenger RNA. RefSeq names its product ubiquitin specific peptidase 38 (gene USP38). The record is from RefSeq and is a predicted model, not a curated record. Lineage: Eukaryota; Metazoa; Chordata; Aves; Galliformes; Phasianidae. Gene Ontology annotation, cellular component: cytosol; nucleus. Gene Ontology annotation, molecular function: cysteine-type deubiquitinase activity. Gene Ontology annotation, biological process: ubiquitin-dependent protein catabolic process; protein deubiquitination.
CGGCGGCGGCGACGGUCCCCGCCGAGGCCCGGGCCGGUUCGCCGCCGGCCGGCCGCCAUGGACAAGAUCCUGGAGGGGCUGGUGAGCUCGUCCCACCCGCUGCCGCUGAAGCGCGUCAUCGUGCGGCGGGUGGUGGAGCUGGCCGAGACGCCGCUGAGCCAGGCGCAGUGCCGAGCCAUGUUCGCGCUCGGCACCCGGCUGGUGCUGCAGGGCCCCGACGCCUUCCAGCGGCAGGUGGGCCGCCAGGUGCUGGAGGCUUACGGCCGCUACCACCGCACCGAGUUCGAGGCCUUUUUCGACAAGGGGCUGGUCCUCGGCCUCCUGCAGCGCGGCUACGGCGAGCUGAGCUGUCGCGACCCGGCCAUCCUGGACUACAUCCAGGCGGGGCUGCGGCUCAUCAUGAGCUGCCCGUCGGUGCUGGAGCUCUUCGAGCUGCUGCAGGUGGAAGCGCUGCGGAUGGUGUGUGAGCGGCCCGCGCCGCCGCUCUGCGCUCGGCUCUGCCAGCUGCUGGGCGACUUCCCGCAGUGCCUGCCCCGCGGCAGGAAGCUCUCGCUCGCCUUCUGCCAGCAGCUGGUGCGCAGCAUCGCCCACUUCCAGAGCCAGGGCAACUGCGAGGCCGAGCUGCGCCUCUACGUCUCGCAGGUGACGCAGGUCAGCGGGCUGCUGCGCAGCGUCUGGAAGGCCGAGCCCGACACGCUGCUGCCCUCCCUGCAGGAGCUCUUCGCCGUCAUCGCCGCCGCCGAUACUUCAUUUGAACCCUCUGUCGCGCUGGCAAGUCUUGUGCAGCAUAUACCUUUACAGAUGAUUACAGUACUCAUCAUGAGCCUUACUACAGACCCAAAUGUGAAAGAUGCGAGUAUGACUCAAGCGCUGUGCAGAAUGAUUGACUGGUUGUCUUGGCCUCUGGCUCAGAAUGUGGAAACGUGGGUGAUUGCAUUGCUGAAAGGACUAGCUGCAGUCCAGAAAUUUACUAUCCUUAUUGAUGUCACUCUGAUGAAGAUUGAAAUGGUCUUCAAUCGACUUUUGUUUCCUUUAGUAAGACCUGGUGCCCUUGCUGUUCUUUCUCAUAUGUUACUUAGUUUCCAGCAUUCUCCAGAAGCUUUUCAUUUGAUUGCCCCGCGUGUGGUCAGCUUGGUUCACUCCUUCAGAAGUGAUGGCUUACCUUCCAGCACAGCUUUUUUGAUGCAGUUUGCUGAGCUGAUGCACUGUAUGAUGUAUCAUUAUUCAGGUUUUCCAGAGCUCUAUGAACCCAUUAUGGAAGUUUUUAAGGAUAUGCCCAAGCCCAGCGAGGAAAAAAUGAAGCUGAUUCUCAGUCAGAGUGCCUGGACUUCUCAAUCCAAUUCUUUGCCAUCUUGUUUAUCUAGACUUUCUGGAAAAUCUGAAACUGGGAAGACGGGCCUGAUUAACUUGGGAAACACUUGCUACAUGAACAGUGUCAUUCAGUCUCUCUUCAUGGCUUCAGAUUUCAGAAGACAUGUUUUAUCUCUGAAUCUGAAUGGUUGUAAUUCGUUGAUGAGAAAAUUACAGCAUCUUUUUGCGUUUUUGGCCCAUACCCAGAGGGAAGCAUAUGCUCCUAGAAUUUUCCUUGAGGCUUCCAGACCGCCAUGGUUCACCCCUCAAUCACAGCAGGAUUGCUCAGAAUAUCUUCGGUUCCUGCUCAAUAGGCUGCAUGAAGAAGAGAGAACUUUGAAAGCAUUGUCUUCAGCAAAGUCUGCUGAAAGUAGGAAGAAUGAAGAGUCCCAGGCACAAGAAACUGUUCAUAAAGCACAAGUAUUUGCUGAAGCACUUUGUAAGGGGAGUGAAGAAAGAACUCUCAUAGAGAGAAUGUUUGGGGGAAAACUGAAGACUACUAUAUGCUGUUUGAACUGCAAAAGCACAUCUCAAAAGGAGGAAGCUUUUACAGAUCUCUCUUUGGCUUUCUGUCCUCCGACAUCCUUGGAAAGCACUAGUGUGAAAUGUGUGGAACAUUCUGAAGUAAAAGAUGGCUCUGUGGUGCAAACUAGUACUUCAGCAACUUCUGCUGGAGAAACCCCUCUAAGUAGUUUGGAAAUCAAUGGUGGAUGCAACACAAUUACAAAUGAAGGAACCCUAAAGGAUUUUUCUGCUGAGCCAAACUCUGAGACAAAAUCUGAAUUUGACAAGGAUCAAGAUAAUAGGAAUGUUUCUUCUGUACUAGUAGGAAAAAACACCCCAUCAGUAACAGACUUAUUGAAUUAUUUUCUGGCACCUGAGAUCCUUAGUGGAGACAAUAAGUACCAUUGUGAAAAGUGUGCCUCUCUACAAAAUGCUGAGAAAACUAUGCAAAUCGUUGAGGAACCUGAAUACCUCAUUCUCACUCUUCUGAGAUUUUCAUAUGAUCCAAAGUGUCAUAUCAGACGUAAAAUCUUGGACAGUGUUUCUCUGCCACUUCUUUUAGAACUGCCAGUCAAAAGAGCAACAUCCCCUUUAGCUGUGGUUUCAGGAAGUUGGUCUGUUGAUGUUGAGAUUUCUGAUAUUGGAGAAAAUCUUGCUAAAAAACUAAAGCCCUCAGGUGCUGAUGAAGUGUCCUGCCCACAGCUGGUGCCCUAUGUGCUAAGUUCUGUGGUUGUGCACUCUGGUGUAUCCUCUGAAAGUGGGCAUUACUAUUCAUAUGCUAGAAAUGUUACUGGUUCAGAUUCUUCAGGACAGUGUCACCAGUCUAAAGCAUUCUCUUUAAUUUCUCCUCAGAAUAAGUUGUUAGCAGAGGAGAGUCCCUGUACUGUUAUAGAAAACGAGCUGGACACUGAAAUGCCAAAAGAGUGGUUUUUAUUCAAUGACAGCAGAGUGACAUUUACCUCAUUUCAGUCAGUCCAGAAAAUUACCAGUAGGUUUCCAAAGGACACUGCUUACGUUCUGAUUUACAAAAAACAAAAUAGUACCUGUGGCUACAACACAAAUUCAGCAAAUGGACUCUGGGUGAAUGGAGACCCUCCCCUACAGAAGGACCUUAUGGAUGCAAUUACAAAAGACAAUAAACUAUACUUGCAGGAGCAAGAGCUUAGUGCUCGAACACAGGCACUUCAAGCUGCUUCAGCCUCGUGCUCCUUCCGCCCCAAUGGAUUUGAUGACAACGAUCCCCCAGGAAGUUGUGGACCAGCAGGCGGAGGAGGAGGGGGUGGAUUCAGUACUGUUGGUAGAUUAGUCUUUUGACUAGGCAGAUGAUAUGGAAUACACUGGUUCUAAAGCAGCCUGGUACCACUGAGGACAAUUCAACGUUUUAACUUAUUGUACGAAGUAUUGAGACUUCAUCCUUGCUUAAAAGCAAAUGUUAAGGCUUUCUUGCUUAUGUUUUAUUUGAAAUAAAUAAGCGCAUAAUGGAAAAAGAAAAACUACCUCUUAAAAAUUCAAUUGCUUUUAUACUAAGAUAUGCUUGCCCAAAAGACAGAAAAUUGAGAUUUUUAAGUAGGUUCUAACACCACUGCAUUAAACAAAUGCGUUUACAUUAUUUUCCAUGGACCUUAUCCACCGACUGAAGCAAUUUCAUUAUGACACUGGUGACAUUGUUGUAUGUUCAGGUCCUUUCAGAUGGGUUAAACUACAUGCAUAGUCUCCCAUUCCACCUUAUUUACAAGUCUGAUACCUUUAUAAUUUCUACAGAUGAUGCAAUCAUAUAAUGAAGGCAAUAACUUAAUGUGACUAGAUACAGUACUUUUAAAAAUAUUCAAUAUAUUUGCAGUAUGAGUGUAAAGAAGAAAAAUAUAAAUAUUUGCAAAGCUAUUUUCCACAAAAGUGCAUGUUCUGUGGGAACAAUGUUUUUAAAUAGAAGUUAUUAACUUUGUAGCAUUUUUAAUUGUUUUGAGAGUUUAAAAAUUAUUUCAGGGAAUAUAUAUGCUAUGUAUUUGAAAGGAAGAGAUUCUGUAUGUGCCUUGCAGUACUGUAACUUAAAACAAGCUGAGACUGCAGAAAAGAAAGAGUAUGGUGGUGGUCAAUUUUUCUUGUCAGUGUUAGGAAUCAAGUGUUUUUCGAAAGCUAUUUGGUUGCCAGAAGUCUAAAAUUCAGUAAGUUUGUCCAUUAUCUUUGAAUCAGAGGAAUAUAAUUAGAGAGUUAUUUUCUUGGCUGCAUUGGUUAAAGAGGCUGAUCAUAAAUAUUGAACUAUACUUACGAGAUCAUAGGAAAAGGCUACUUAUAUGGAUCCUUGCUGAGGACCCAUGCUUCUAAGAGUCCUUCAAAAUUUUGCCUUCUGAUUAUUUUUUUUUUAAUUUAUUUUUUUAUUUUUUAGUGAGUAGUAGUUGAUGAGUUCAGGUUAUAAUUGUCUGCAGAAGACCAAAACGGCAUCUGUGGAGCAAUGUCUACUGGCUUGUUAGGCCAGCAUAGGUCAAGGAAACCACUCUUCUAGUCUUGGUAGAAUUAGAAACUAUGUUUUUGAUGUGCAAUGAGGAGAACAGAACUAAAUGAGUUACACUAAAUCUGGUGUUUGAUUCUUAACUUGAAUAAUCUUAUACUGAAGUGUAAAUUUAUUUAAAAUGUUUUUUAGAACAUUCUGCACUGUUUUGCUGUGUUUUUUUAUAUUCUAAGUGGCAAAGUGAAUCCUUAAAAAGCAUGCAAACCUGGCAGGUGGUAGUUUAACUGUACAAUUUUUUUUCAGAAAAUGCCUUUUCAAUGCAUAAACUAAGUUUAACUUUGUUCUUAUAGUGUUGAAUAUAUGGAUUUUAGUCCAUUGUAAGAUAUUCUAGCUUGCAAACUAUUUUUAUAUUAUCGCUAAAAUUGUUACUUGCUCUGAUGUAGUUUCAUGUGCUGCUGCUCAAGAAAGCAGUUCAACUUCAUUUCCAUUAAAUGGGUUCCAUGCUGUUUUCACUGUUGUAACUCAGCUAUGAUCCAUGUCUUCAUUGCUAUCUGAGUUGUAUUGGUGGGUUCAGCUAUGAAAUCGGAAGUGUUAUGAGACCAGCAUGAGGAAUAUUCUCAUUUAGCGUGCUUGAGUGAAGUUUUCUUGAAGCUCACUCCACCUUGAAAUUCUGUAGUUUUCAGUCUAGGAGGGUUUUUUAUUUCCUUUUAGGAUUCUCUCCCAGUUUGCUCUAGUUUUAAGGUUAAUCUGGUUUGGUUUUGGUUGUUUUGUUUUUUGACCAAAUUAUGGGAAGAACUCUCUAAAAAGCUAUUUAUGUUACAGUGGGAAUGUUGUGUCUCCUUAUGAGUUUACUGUUGAUUUUAAAACACUAAAAUGAAAAAUAGGAGCAGAUGUUUUUACUUUAUAUGAAAUCGGGCUUUUGUAAAGAAUGGUUUUGUUUUUUGCGCUCUCCAGUAAAAGUAGCCUACCUAAAAAUGUGUGGUAUGAUUUUUGUAUACCUAUUGUAUCUGUGUUUCAUGAGCUCUUAAGAAGGCUUUCUACAUUCUUGUUUGCCUAUUCUAAAUCAAAUGUUAAAUUUGAUAACUUUGUAGCAGAGUAACAACAUGGUUUAAAACUGGAAAUAUCUGAAGGUUUUUUCCACUGUCUUCUGUUGAUGCAGUUACUUUGGAUUUAUACAGCUUAGGUUUUUAAACUUAACAUAUCAUAGAAUCAUAGAAUUACUCAGGUUUGAAAAGGCCUCAAAGAUCUUUUUACAAGUUUGCCUUCUGACCUGUCAGCCCUCGCAGGCAGAUUGAUACUUCAUGUGGAAGGCUUCAGUAAAGCUAGUGGAAGUGGAGAAGUAUUUCUUCAAAAUUUACACCUUUUUCAUUGUUUACAGUAAUGGCAUUGCAUGCUCUAGACAGAUAAAGAACAGUGUACAUAUGGUACUUCAAUUUCUGUUGCCUGUGAAUGAAUGCUGGAUGAUUUGCUUAUUCUUAUUCCAUCCUUAAUUUGUUUUCCAUGUGAGCUGAAUAAGUAGAAAGAUAUAUAACAAUAAUUCUGAAAUUUAGUUGUUGUUUCAUUUCAUGAGUACCUUACUAUUGUACCAAACUUGAGGAUAGUAUGUCCUCUAAAAAUCAUAUUUCUUUUUAACAAGAUUUUAUUUUGGUCUUCGUAUCAAUGGUCAAUAGAGUUGCAUUAACUUUCUUCCAUGAAGUUGAUUUUUGUAUUGUUUUUCUUCAUGUGGACAGUUACAGUGGAUUGUCGUGAAUAUCAUGAACAUAAGAAAUGAUUACAAUAACUGAGUGUGUUUAUCCAGAAUGAGGAGAUAAAAGCCUUUGAAUAAGUAUAAAAAAAAAAAAAUCACAAUUCUGGCUAGCUUUUUUUUCUCCUUUUGUUGCCUGCUCUGGAAAGUUAAAUAUUUUAUCUGCUCUAUCUUCUGGAAGUUUCCUUUGAUGGGUGGGUUUUAACUCCAUAAUGGUAUGGAGUAAGAGUUCUUCUAGAAAUUAUAGGUGAAGAGCAAGAGAGGAAGCAUUGUGAGCCAAAUGAGCAUUAGAACAAAAAGAAGCACAAACUUUCUGUAUUUAAGUCUUAAGUUAGAAACUGCCUGAUCACUAGGAUUAAUUCCAUAACAGACAACAGACUUACAGGCAAAGUAAAGUAAAGUAUAUCUGUGUGAGAAAUUAAAUGCAGAGCAGUGUCUGAACAGUAGGCGACCAGACCUGAUACACUAGAGGUCCCCUCCUAGAACGUUGCUCUUUUGGGCUUCCUCUCUUGACAUUGCCAACCUUAUAUUUAAGACUCAGAUUAGAGGAAGCAUUUUCUUAAAUUUGUUGGAUUUUGGGCAAGCAUGUGGAUUCAGGAUAUGCAGUUCAUAUUGCAUUUUUUCCAGUGUGAUUAAUAACACUUCGAUAUUAUAUAUAUAUUUUUUAGCCAGUUGUACUGGAAUCAGGCCUGACAAAACACACAGCCUGCUGUUGUUCUCUUGGUAAGCAGCGUGCUGCCAUGUGCCCUGAAACACCUGGCAGCCAUCUUGGGCCUUUGUUGCCUUCAGCACCUCAGAGCAGCCAGUCAUGCGGUGCCCCCUGGGGUGCAUAUAAAGCUGGGCCUGGCCUCAGGGCCGCAGUAGGAGGAGCCUGAGGUGGGGCAGCGCUGUAUUCUGUCCCUCACCCCUUCAGGGAUGCCCGUGGGGAUGGAGCAGGUAGCUCUGGGAUGGACUGGCCACCUGUGAGAGAAGCACACAGGUAGGGUAGUAGUAUGUGGGGCUAUAUGAGAAGGAGGUGAUAGGGACUGUGAGGGAGAUGUGCUGGUGCUGGGUUAAAACAGGUCUACCAGAAAGGAAAGAAUGGCUCUGAUCUGAUUGACAGUCUCUGUAUGUUAUAAUGAUAUAAUCAUGUGCAUCUACCAUAACAUGACUUCAGUGUAAUUACACCAAAACAUAGAUAUUCUGUCAACAGUGCUUUGUUACCCAGGGCUAAGUCCUCCUCAACUCUCUGUGUGUGGGGGAAAGCCUGUCAAUAGGCACAUGGAAUAUACUAAUUAGUACUUGGCUUUAACUUGUCAUUUUCAAAUGACUUGCACUUCUCAGCUGUUCCAUAAAGAAUUACAGUGUUUGAUGCUUAACUCCAUAAAAGAAUGUUAUUUAACUAUUUUGCUGUGUUUUUUCAUGGUUUUGGUCUGCUCAAAUACAAAGUAUAGAAGUCUUGGGUUGCAGCGUGCCUGUUCUUAAACUUUGUUGUUGUAAAUUGGAUUAAAUAUUUAAUAAUAUUUUGUAUCUGUUGGAAAAAAAAUGUGGGGGCAAAUGAAUAUAUUAAUGUACAUUUGUGGGACUGUGUAAAGAAGUCAAUAUAUGUAUAUUUUAAAUGCCUCAGAAGGAGUUUGAAAGUAUCUAAGGGUGUAUCAUGAAAGUAUCAUGGGUGUGAUCUGGGAAGAAAGUUAUUUGAGUAAAAUAUAAUAGUGGUGGUUUUUCUUCUAGUACUGUAAAUGAUAUCUAUAAAUCUUGGCUUGAAGGAGUAUGCAGAUCCAUGAAAAAUCAGUGAAGGGUGACAGGUGGUAUUGAGCCAAAUAUGUGCAGAGGACCUGAUGUUGACAGUAGCUGAAUGUCAUGUGUUUCAGUUGCAUUAAGAUGACCAUGUUUUGCCUGAGUUGUCUUCUCAGUUCACGAUAACGAUGCUUACUAUGCUUGUUCUACCUGGGGAAAGGUGCAGCCUUGGUUCAAAUUUGUUCAGACGGAAUCAACACAAAUCACUAAUGUCAAAUAUUUGUUGAAUUGAGAUCAAACAUUACUCAUAGCUGAACUAAUUGAGAACAAACAGAAGAGCAUGCUGGUUUGUGUUAUUAGUGUGGAGGAAGAAAAAGCUGUUAACUGGGAGUAGGGUGUUGGACUUGUGGGUUUUAGGGCAGGUGUCUGCCAGGGUUCUUCAUUGGCUCACUUAAAUCUGCAGAGAUGAUUAGAUUUUUCUUUUGACAUUUACUCAAGGUCAUAACCAUCGGUUGAAAUGCAGCAGUUAUCAGUAACAAACUACUAUAAGUAAAUACUACUAUCAAUAAAGAUACUUUUCAACUUCUUA